AUGGCAUUUUGGAUAAAGCAUCGGAUAAAGCAUCUUCCCUGAUCAACAUGGCGGCAGGAACAGCGAAGAAGGGCAAAACUGGUCUUUCACAAGAACAAAUCAUAACUAAGUUUAAUCAAAUGCGACAGGAACAACGCAUUCUGGUGAAUAAAAUCAGUGAAUUAGAAGCAGAAAUAAGUGAGCACAGUGUUGUGAUAGAGACAUUAAAAAAUGUGGAUGUGGAUAGAAAAUGUUUUCGUAUGGUUGGUGGAAUUUUAUCAGAAAGAACUGUAAAAGAAGUUUUGCCAGCUUUACAAAAUAACAAAAUGCAGAUCGAACAAGUUAUAGAAAAGUUAAAGUUUCAGCUCACAGAAAAAGGAAAAGAAUUAGUUAAAUUUCGUGAAGAACAUAACAUAACAAUACGGGGCGAAAAGGAGAAUGAAAAGAGCAAGUCAAAUACAUCGAAUUCAACGUCUGGUGUAUUAGUAUCAGGUACUGCUAGCAAGGAGAGUUAGGUGCUCAUAACAUCAUGUGAGUGAAAAACGAACAGUGUAUACGAAAUGUGUAUAUAUCAGAUUUUCUUAGGGCAUUGGUUAAUCCAAAAACCUUUAAUUUGUUUUUCA
This is a messenger RNA of Hydractinia symbiolongicarpus, 602 nucleotides long. RefSeq names its product prefoldin subunit 2-like. Bases 48 to 494 code for a protein of 148 amino acids. Gene Ontology annotation, cellular component: cytoplasm; prefoldin complex. Gene Ontology annotation, biological process: protein folding. Lineage: Eukaryota; Metazoa; Cnidaria; Hydrozoa; Anthoathecata; Hydractiniidae. The transcript is spliced from 3 exons. The record is from RefSeq and is a predicted model, not a curated record. Gene Ontology annotation, molecular function: protein folding chaperone.